AACUUCUCCGGAGCGCCGGGCGCACAGCGCGCCCCCUUCUGGGAACGCGGCGUAAAAACCCCUGCCGGAGCCCAUGCAGGCGGCCGCUCCGCGCAUCCCCGUCGGCGGCCCGCGGCGCUUGUGGGCCAGUCCUGCCGCCGCCGCCGCCUCCAAGCAGCUGACCUCUUUUCUCAUCCGAGACAUUUUGCGCCAUGGAGGCGCUGGGGAGGCGCGGGCUGCCGAGGGGCCUCCCGGCUCCCGACUGGAGGAAGCAAGAAGAGCGGCGGAGGAGCAGCGACAGGAGGCUUCGCCCUUGGACGCAGCCCAGAGGGAUCUUCUUCCUGCCGGACCCGGCCAGGCGCUGGAGAAGCCCUGCGAGAUGGAGGAGGCCGCAGAUCCACCUGCUGAGGCCUGCCUGCCAACCCCUUCCAAAUCCCUCCCGAACCACCUGAGGCCCCUGAAGCAGCAGAAGCGCUCCCGUGCUGCCUUUUCUCACACUCAGGUCAUAGAGUUGGAAAGGAAGUUCAGUCACCAGAAGUACCUGUCUGCCCCAGAGCGAGCCCACCUGGCCAAGAACCUGAAGUUGACCGAAACCCAGGUGAAAAUUUGGUUCCAGAACCGACGGUAUAAGACCAAGAGGAAGCAGCUGGCCUCCGAACUCAGCGGACUGGAUAAGAACUCUGUUAUGCCAGCCUUGAAAGACCGUGACUUGUCCAGGGCUUCCUUUGCCCUCUCUGUGUAUCACAGCUACCAGUACAAUCCAUAUCUAUACUGCCUGAAUGGCUGGAGUCCCAUCUUCUGGUAACUAGCAUGAUUUAAAAAAUACUCAGUGCAUCAGUGCCUAAGGAGUGGCUGUGCUAUGGUGGAAUAGGUGGGCACUCUGACUUGCCAGGGGCACUUGGUAUCCCACACCCACACCCGUGCCUUCACACGUCAAGGGAAAGUGCCUGGUGCUUUAGAUCUCUGAAGAUUUUGGCCACCAUGAUGGUUGAUGCUGUGCACAAAGGAAGGACUUUGCCCAUAAUUAGCUUUUAAUGCAAAUAGCUAUGCAGUAUGCAGCCAUUAUGUGAGCAUAGGGCAACUGCCUUGAGUUAUUGGACAGGACUGUGUUCUUUGUUACAGCCACGUGUUCUUUCCUAGGGGCCAUUGACCGACAAUUGUCUGUCUUUUAUGUGACUGAUCAAUUACGUUUCAAUAAAUGUGUACAUUUCUGAAAACCUCAACAGAGGUGCCUUUUCUGAAUUACUGAAGGAAGUGUGUGAGUGAAAGCUCUAAUGCAAUAAACGGUUACCUUUA
This is a messenger RNA of Eublepharis macularius, 1275 nucleotides long. RefSeq names its product NK3 homeobox 1 (gene NKX3-1). Gene Ontology annotation, biological process: cell differentiation; regulation of transcription by RNA polymerase II. Bases 74 to 784 code for a protein of 236 amino acids. The record is from RefSeq and is a predicted model, not a curated record. NCBI's taxonomy places the organism in Eukaryota, Metazoa, Chordata, Lepidosauria, Squamata, Eublepharidae. The transcript is spliced from 2 exons. Gene Ontology annotation, molecular function: RNA polymerase II cis-regulatory region sequence-specific DNA binding; DNA-binding transcription factor activity, RNA polymerase II-specific. Gene Ontology annotation, cellular component: nucleus.